ACAGAGUUCAUACAUGAAUAUGAUGUCCUUAAUCAAAGCUCUUUCUAAAGCAGUGGUUGUACUUGUCCUGGUCGUGUUGUGCGUUGUCCAUAUGCAGUGGGAUUUCUUGCGCAACAUCAAUUUGGUGACACCACAGCCCACCAACCACCUGGCGUCUGUGGUGAAACAGCUGAGACAUUACUUUGAGUUCCUGGUGUGUGCGCCCCAGACUCUCACAACGUCGUGUGGGGAGCAGUACGUGUCUCAUGUUAGUAUCACAUCUUUGUACCAAAUGGCAGGCAGCCUGUGGAUCGCCCUGAUGUUUCCAGUCCUGGCAUACUCUCAGAGUGGAGGAGAAUGGAUUGAUAACGUGCCAGAACCCACAGUACUCUGCACUUCUCAUCUAAGUGUGUUGCCACCAAACAGCCUAACUUGCCAUCUAGAAGAUGAUGGUAAAGAUGAUGAUGAAAUGGAUGACAUUAAAGACAUGACUCUGUGCAACAAGAACGGUGAAUCCUGUAGGACAGAAAAUGGGAAUAAUGUCACAUUUACAAAGCUGUAUCCUUCCCAAAUGUAUAAUCUCACCAUUCAUUUAAAAAGAGGCGGCACAUUUUGGAAAUCAAUCCAAUUAAAAAAAAUAAUUAAACCCAAAAGCCCUUGGUUGGUGAAUACCACAUAUCUGACUAGCUCCAACCGGGUUUUUAUUUACAUUGGGAAUCCAUACCUAAAUGAUUACCUGAAACCAAACAAUCAACUCUUCCAACUUCGAAUCUGGAGUGUGAAAAAUACCUUGGUUCAAAAUACGACUGAUCAACCUUUGAUCAUACAAGGGGACGAGUAUCUAUACAGGAACAAUGAGUACCAUGUCAAGGUCCGUGCCAAGCCGAAUGGGGGUUUCUUUGAUGGUAGCUGGAGUGAAUGGAGUGCCUCUCUCAGUUUCAGAACUGACACAGAGACAGACCCGCAGAUGAUGCACUACACCUUCACCAUGGUCGUUGUUUUUCUGCUGCUGUGCAUUUUGGCUUUGAUUAUGUUCAGGAGAAAACAAAUACAAUCCUUCAUUUGGCCCAGCAUUCCGCAUCCCAAACACACAUUGGUCCAUAUCUACAAACCAAUCAAGGGCCCUCUUGUGAGUUUUAACCCAGAGGUGUUCGGUGACCUUAACAUCCACCUCGUAGAACCAGAGGAAGAAGUCACUGGCCGAACCCCCAACUCUGAAGCCCACCCCCUCACUGAGGUCAAAGAUCAAUUCCUCCUUCAGUGUUCUGGGGAUACGAUGUCAUGCACUAGUAGCAAUAGUGGAGGGUCAGAUGCCACGCUAUUAAGAUGCGAGUCCCCGGGAGAUCACCUGGACUUUGGGACUGGGAACAGUAUGAGCAGUGGCUCCACUGUGGGGAUCCUGGAUCUGAGGAGUGACACAGACAGCAUGGAGACAAACGACAGUGAGGGCAAUGUUGGUGUUGAGAGGCUCAGUACCACCCAGAAACCGGGCAGAGACGAAGCGUACGUCACAAUGUCAAGUUUCUAUCAGAUCCAGUGAGAUACCAACUGACCGACAGACUGAUCGACCUGUUCAAGUUUAUCGUUGCUUAAUACUCAAAUUCUUACUCUGGUCUCGUGACCCUGAUGAAGGCUGCUUUUAUCUGAAGUCUUUUUGAUCCACCAUGAUUUAAAAUGCCUAUGCACUGACCACCAUGAUCAGAAGAUUAACAGAACUCAAUGCACUUAUUAACAAAUGAUGACUAUACAUCAUUGUUCAACCUUUGGUUGUGUUAUUUAUCCUUUACUACUUGCUAAAAUGAGGGAGAACUUGACAUCCAAAUAUUUUCUGCCUUGGAAUUUAUAAUGCUGCUCCUUAACCUGCAGAGGUACUCAUUACCUUACCAUGACAAUAGCUGCAGAAUACACCUACAAUGCAUCCUCACAUUCUGUAUGGUAUAAACUAUUCUUCACUUGUAUAUACUGUGGAGAAGGGAAUCAAAGCUUAUUUCCAGGAUUAUCCAGUAAUUGUUUUUGUGUUUUCUUUAAGUAUUUUUUGCACUUCCAUGAUUGUAUUUCCAGCACUGUUGCUAGUAUGUUCAGAGUUUUAUUUAGACAGAUGCAGGAUGUGCUAUUACCCUCCACAGGGCGGCAGCCUACUGGUUCAGAGAACUGAUGUUGUGCCCUUAAGAAAUGCAAGAACUGCUGCUUUAUGUCACUCCGCAUAAGAGCAUCUGCUAAAUGGCUCAAAUGUAUGGACUAGCAUACAUUAUACUAUUACAUUUGAAAUGCCAGAUCAUUUGAACAUGUUACAUAGUUUAGCACAGCAUUAGAAAGUCAUUACCAACAUUGCAAAAUUGUAGCCUUGUUUUAGUUAUUCCUCAUCUGACAAAUGCGUCUGAAUUUUUUGUACAAACGUUACUGUUGUUGAAUCAUGUAAUAAAACAUUUUAUUAAAGACAUAAUAUUGUUAAACAUGACAAAAUAAAAUAAAUGCAGAUGUCA
Messenger RNA from Esox lucius (northern pike), 2462 nucleotides. It is a transcript of the gene il7r, whose product is annotated as interleukin 7 receptor. Lineage: Eukaryota; Metazoa; Chordata; Actinopteri; Esociformes; Esocidae. The record is from RefSeq and is a predicted model, not a curated record. The coding region runs from base 14 to 1519 and encodes 501 amino acids. Gene Ontology annotation, biological process: positive regulation of receptor signaling pathway via JAK-STAT; hemopoiesis; cytokine-mediated signaling pathway. Gene Ontology annotation, cellular component: external side of plasma membrane; membrane. The transcript is spliced from 10 exons. Gene Ontology annotation, molecular function: protein binding; cytokine receptor activity.